CGUACAAAUGUUAACUGUCUUUCAAGGAAGAAAUUUUUUCAAUAGUGAUUUCAUAAUCGUACGGCAUUUCACGACGCGAAAUUUAAACUUGAUUCCCAUUAUGGCGCAGAGACUAGAAUAUUUAAAAUCCAUGUGGAAAAUGGCUCAAAACACAAACAACUUCGCUCAAUGCUUGAAAAAUGUAGAAAUACUGUCAAUUGGUGAUGGCAAAUGCAAAGCGCAAUUUACCGUGUUGAAAGAGCAUACAAAUAUAUAUGGCGGUUUAAACGGCGGUUUUACCAGUACUGUCAUAGAUACAUUAUCUGUAUACGCUUUGAUGACCGCUAAAUCUGGUAAUAUUCAACCUGGACUUUCCGUGGACUUACACAUAAUGUUUUUGAAUUCUGCAAUUCCUGGCGAAACGGUGACGGUCGAUGCUAGAACUAUACAGCACGGGAAAACUAUGAAUUUUGUCGCCGUCGAGCUCACGAAGAACAACGGCAAGGACAUUAUCGCCCGUGGACAACACACGGUGUUUGUCAAGCCACCGAAGACCGAAUAAAGCUACCGCUAGUCGAUUUACCGUAUUUAUUGGUACUCAUGGUGUGUGUGGUAAUAAUAUUUACAUAUAAUAAAAGAACGAUCAGUUUA
Pseudomyrmex gracilis is the source of this 630-nucleotide messenger RNA. RefSeq names its product acyl-coenzyme A thioesterase 13-like. The transcript is spliced from 3 exons. Bases 8 to 541 code for a protein of 177 amino acids. Gene Ontology annotation, molecular function: fatty acyl-CoA hydrolase activity. NCBI's taxonomy places the organism in Eukaryota, Metazoa, Arthropoda, Insecta, Hymenoptera, Formicidae. The record is from RefSeq and is a predicted model, not a curated record.